CCUCUUGUUGUUCUUGCCGGCUUUACCCUUGUGAUGUCUGGCCUCGAGCUCCUCCCUCUUGUUGUUCUUGCCGGCUUUGCCCUUGUGGUGAGGCUCGCGGGUCUUCAAGGCAUCUCCCUCAGGACCAUCGGGCUCAAUGACGGCCUCGAAGUCGUCCUCCUCCUCCUCCUCAUCCUCCUCAGUGGUAGCACGCUUGUUGUUCUUACCGGCCCUGCCCUUGUGGUGGCGCUCCUCAAUGGCGGGGGCGGCCAAGGCUGGGACAGCGUAGGCAACAAGGGCACCCUGUGUAGUAUUAGUAGGUUUUCGUCUCUAAUCCGGGACAGACUUCAUUGGAGUGGGAACUUACGGCAAGAGGACGGGCAAGGUCGCGGGGGCCGGUAACCUGGAAGCCACUGACGGCCGAAGAGGCAAGGAGGCCAGAGAAGGCCAACUGGAUCAGAGAAGGGGCGUGCAUUUUGAAUGAGCUGGUUUGAGAAAAAUAAAUAAAUAAAUAACGUGUAUGAAACUGGCCGGCAGCUAGCAAUGAAUGACAAUACAGUAAGAAGUGAAGCGAAUGGUGUCAAACCGAGAGACUAAUGCAGGGGAAUACCGAAUGAGAAUGUUUGUGUCGAACAGAAAGAGAGAGAGAGGCAGUUUGAGAGGUUUAUAUCGAACGAUGGUGGCAUGC
Messenger RNA from Truncatella angustata, 667 nucleotides. RefSeq lists its product as uncharacterized. The record is from RefSeq and is a predicted model, not a curated record. Bases 34 to 381 code for a protein of 115 amino acids. The transcript has a single exon. NCBI's taxonomy places the organism in Eukaryota, Fungi, Ascomycota, Sordariomycetes, Amphisphaeriales, Sporocadaceae.